AUCAAUUGGCCAUAUAAAUGGUCUCGCAACGGCCGAUGGAUUAUCGAACGUGUCAGUCUGCCUGACGUAUCCAAGACGGUUCCGGGGAAAUCCCUGAUGCGAGAGAGAAACGGUCUUAAAAUAUAUACGCGGCUCCACUCUCCCGAUCACUGUCCGUCCCGUCAGUCCACUGACUGUCGAUCACGUUUCGUUACAGACGCUAGACGAAGCGAAUAUGGAUCCAGAUCGCAGAUUGUUUUGAGGUGCAAAAUGUCGAAUUCGCCGGAAAUCUUUGUCAGUACAAUGCAUCGAGACUUUAAUUGGCCCUAUGCGAAACCUCCAAAACCACCCUCGCCACCGAUGGAUACCAUCGGUGUUCAACCGUAUCUCCUCAAAUCCGAUCCAGAGGAUUGUAAAUGCGACGUUCACGGCCUCAAGACUGGGAAAGCUAGGUAUCGACAGCUAGCCAAUAAGGAACGUCGACUUUACGACGAGCUAAUUAAGGUCAAUCGUGAAAUGACGGAGCUUAUCUCAUCGAUGUUAGAUAGCGGCUGCGAUGUGGAAGAGACAAUGAAAAGCGUUUACAAAACUGAUUACGAGAAGAGAGGUCUACCCGUCACGCAAUACAGACCAUUAAUGGCAGCGAUAGAUUCGCCGCUUGGGUUACCCAUUACCUCAACAAUUAUUAAUUUAAAAGACGCUAGGAAAGAUCCUACUAAAUUUAAAACCUCGGCUAUAGAGCCUAACAGUUCAACCUGUCAAGAUGACAAAACUGUUAAACGAUAAGCAAGAUGCAGUAACAGAAAAUAUGACAUCAACGAAUACUUCAUUAACAAUUGCUUCAAAUAGAAAAAACAAUACAAAAAAUUUUAAUCCAAAUAUUGAAAAUAAAUAUUGUACAAUGUUACUAACUACUACUACUAAAUGGUUCGCUUGUGAUAUUGGAGUUAGUAUGCUCAUAAUAGUAUAUAUAUCUGGGAAUUUUGUCCAAAGGUUGGAGAUCCAGCAUAUAGCCAGAUAGCACAUGGACAUCGUUUGGACUUCCAUCGAACGACAUUGUGGACAUUAGAAUAUCCAAAAUCUUCAAAUAUUUGAGGAUUGAGCAUUGCUUAUCAAAUUCACUAACUUCAAAAAUAGUUUUCUUUUAUCAGAUUUUGUUAUUCAUUUUUUUCCAUUACAAUGUAUAAAAAUUAGUAUAUGUAUAGUGUACAAGGUAUAUCGUUCAUAUUUACACUCUUUCAGAGAAGAGUCUAUGUAAUUUUGCAUGUUAUUUUUAAUUUCAAAAAAAUUAUUUUCACCCAAUUAUCCGCAAUUUCUCCAUUACGGAAUUAGAUUCUGAGACAUCGGAUUACGUGAUAGAAUCUUCUUCUCAUAAUCCUUCCCGAAUGUCACCUAAAUAUCCCAGCGAACCGAACAACUCAUGUGUCAUUGUUAAAUAAAAGAUAAAUAGAAUAUA
Messenger RNA from Solenopsis invicta (red fire ant), 1435 nucleotides. RefSeq lists its product as uncharacterized. The record is from RefSeq and is a predicted model, not a curated record. The transcript is spliced from 5 exons. NCBI's taxonomy places the organism in Eukaryota, Metazoa, Arthropoda, Insecta, Hymenoptera, Formicidae. The coding region runs from base 97 to 765 and encodes 222 amino acids.